ACCUCACUGCAAUAUCUCUCCCCUGCUAUCUAAAUAUCUAUCUUUAUUAAUUAAAGCGUUAACCUAACUCUUACUAUUUCUCAUUUUUCUUCUCUUCAAAUUCAAAUUCUGAUCAUUUUACUACUAUUACUAUAUGCGAUUAUCAAUUCGCCGAAUUAUAGAAUUAUAGAGUAGAGAAACAAACAAAAUGGAAAAAGGAAAAGUAGAGAGCGGAGGAGUUUGCUCAUCGGAAACCGUUAACGGCGGCAAAGAUAUCUUCAGUUGCCAAAAUUCCGGUGCUGAUCAUCUUGUUAUAAUGGUCCACGGUAUUCUCGGAAGCGCCACAGACUGGAAGUUUGGUGCUGAGCAGUUUGUUCGGAUGCUUCCUGACAAAGUUUUUGUUCAUUGUAGUGAACGCAAUAUGGCAAAAUUAACAUUGGAUGGUGUGGAUGUAAUGGGUGAGAGAUUGGCUGAGGAGGUUCUUGAAGUGAUCAAGAGAAAUCCAGGUCUAAAGAAAAUUUCUUUUGUUUCCCAUUCGGUUGGAGGGUUGGUGGCAAGAUAUGCCAUUGGGAGAUUGUAUAGACCUCCUAGAAUGGAGAAUGUGGCGGAUUUAUUGGCCAAUGCAUGUGUAGAAGGGUCAAAGGGCACGAUAGCUGGUUUGCAACCAAUAAAUUUUGUCACUGUUGCCACACCUCAUCUUGGAUCUAGGGGUAACAAGCAGGUACCAUUUCUUUUUGGUGUAACUGCCCUAGAGAAAGUUGCUUUUCAUGUAAUUCAUUUGAUAUUCAGAAGAACAGGGCAGCACCUUUUUCUUUGUGAUAAUGAUGAAGGGAGGCCUCCAUUACUUAAACGCAUGGUGGAAGAUGACGGUGAACUACGCUUCAUGUCUGCAUUGCGUUCAUUCAAGCGCCGAGUUGCAUAUUCAAAUGUUGGCUAUGACCAUAUUGUUGGUUGGAGAACAUCAUCUAUUAGACGUAAUAAUGAACUCCCCAAGUGGGAAGAUUCCUUGAAUGAAAAGUAUCCUCACAUUGUCUAUGAAGAACAUUGCAAGGCAUGUGAUGGUGAGCAGGGUGAAUCCGUUGUGAAGGAAGAUGAUUCUUUGGACAAGACGGAAGAGGAAUUGGUGACUGGUUUGUCUAGAGUGUCAUGGGACAAAGUAGACGUUAGCUUUCACAAGAGCAGGCGUAGAUUUGCUGCUCACAGUGUUAUUCAGGUGAAGGAUCAAUAUGUGCAUGCCGAAGGUGCUGAUGUUAUACAACAUAUGAUUGAUAAUUUUAUCGUAUAGAAGCCAAAUCAAAUCUGAAAUAUUCAAGGUAAUAUUCUCUUGGAUCUCAUUAUAACCAUUUUUAUGAAUUGUAAACAAGAAACAAUUAUGAGGAACUUUGUUGACUCAUUGUGCUCUAGGGUACAUGAACAUAGUUCCAUGUAUAAAUGAAAAAUUAUUAUUUUCUCAAAACAAUUUCCACUUUCCUAUACUUGAGGUUGGAGUUUAUCUUCCAACCAAAUGGUCACAUAUCUGAUAUCGCCCUUUCUAUGGAAGACGAAAAUUUGUAGAGGGGGGAAACUUCUCUAGGACAAAACACAAUACUAGAGUUCUGUGGUAUCAGUGGCCACAGAGCCUGGCACAAUGUUCUUUAUAUAUUUCCAGUAGUAUUCUAGGUAGUAUUGCAUGUAAUGUAGGCUUAGCCAUUUUAGAAACAUCAAUGAAAAUAUUACCCGAAAGGUAUUUGUAAUUGUAACGUUGUCGUUCUCUAUCAAUUAACUUUAGAGAAUCUUAUUCA
Molecule: messenger RNA, 1760 nt
Organism: Nicotiana attenuata
Lineage: Eukaryota; Viridiplantae; Streptophyta; Magnoliopsida; Solanales; Solanaceae
Product: putative lipase ROG1
Exons: 11
Coding region: 188-1264 (358 amino acids)
Source: RefSeq, a predicted model, not a curated record